AGGGGUGCUAUGAUGUAAUUUAGGGAUGUUUGACCCCAAAAAGGGUCUAAAUUCGCUUAUGCUCCCUCCCUCUGUUCCUCCCUCUCCCUCUGCAACGUAAUGCAGGAGGCAUUAUAAAUAUCAGCCAAGUGGCACACGGGCUAAAUUUGUGGGAACAGCUGAUCAAAGCAAAGCACUGCGACGUCAAGACAGCAACGCCAAGAUGAUCGAUAAUGAAAUCGUACUUGAAGCACUGGGGGUGAUCUGCAAUGCCGAAGUAACUUCUCUUCAACAAAAACAAAGAUCAGAAGUUGACAUCGUUCCUUUCCUUCUCGGAGCUUUAAAAAAUUUAUUCAUAGCUGCUGAAACUCAGCUGCCUAUUACCCAGCUCAUUUCUACAGUUGUGGAUGGAGAUCAAACCUGUUCGGUGUCACAAAGCAGCUUGUCCAGGAUUCUAUAUGGAGAGCAGGUGUCUGGUGAAAGGCCUGGGAGUCAAAAUGAACAUGUAUCAGAAUUUGAAGUAGACAAAAAAAGGCGUUUCAUCAUCGACGAAGAAGAAUUCUUUGACCCCAGAUUUCACUACGACUUUACUGAAAUGAAAGACACAGAUAACUUUUACAGAGGUGACGAAGAGUACCGGCGUCCCUAUGGUUGGAAGCGUUAUGCUCUCAAGGUCCUGGACAAGUAUGAUGGAAAUGAAUGGCUAGGCACCGCAGGCUAUCGCACUUGGUCAGUGUCAGGGGAGUGGCCUGUGUCCUACCAUGGGACAUCUUAUGACUCUGCUUGUGAGAUCAUCAAAGGACGUUUCAAGCCAGGUUGGAUAAACCUAUAUGGCAGAGGGGUUUAUUCUGCACCUGACAUCACUGAGGCCCUCGCUUAUUGUAAAGAUUUCAAGUCCAAAAAAAACGGCAAGACGUACAAAGUGAUUCUGCAGAAUCGGAUCAACCCCAGUUACAGAGAGAAAUGGAACAAUGAUAAGUACUGGCUGGUUCGCAUCGAUCGUGGAUCAUCAGAAGAAGAAGAGGGAAAGAUGGUGGAGCGUGCCAUUCGUCCCUAUGGCCUUCUGUUGAAAGAGUUCUAAAAGACCAAAAAGGUCACUAGAGGUCGCAGAAAAGGUAAAUAAAGACUAAAGCAGACUAUAGUAAUCCUCUGUGCUGCAAUUUAAUGUGCAGUAAACCUUAAAAUUUGCUAUUUACCCGCAUGCAUAAAAAUGUUUGUGGGAAAGAGAAGUGAAGUUCAGGGAUAAUUAUGCUCACAAAACUGUUCUCACUAUGAAAUUCAGGUAGACGUUCAACCCUUCUGCACACUAGAAGCCAAGAAGUUGUUCUUAUUAAUCAUUUAUAACUGAGCUCUGAAGAACUGGUGGAUGAUUUGUAAUUCCUUGAUGAGAUUGAUUACCAGUGUUAGUCAAGUUACUUGAAAAAAGUAAUUAGUAACUAAUUACUGAUUACUACUCCAAAAAAGUAAUCCUGUUACUUUACUGAUUACUUAUUUUCAAAACUAAUUAGUUACUUAGUUAUUUAGUUACUUUUUAAAAACAUGAUACACAACCUGAAUACAUAAUUAAGCAGUAGAAAGACAUUUUCUUCCCACGCAGAGUGUACAGCGGACGCUAAUAUUUUUGUCACUUUUUACCAACUAAAACUUAAAGUAAUGUAAGUACGUCCAAGCUUUAAAUGCUGCAUAGUCGUACUCUGUCCCGCACUCCAUACUAUCCAUUGUUGAUCUACACAAGUCUGUUGCUGCUGCAGGUGUCGCACGUGCUUAUGUCAUUGUCAUGAGACACUCUCACAAACAAAAUCACAAUGGUUUAGUAAUGCAGUAACGGAGCGUGCUAACGGGAAAGUAACAGUAAUCUAUUUACUUUUUUGCGAUAGUAAUCCUUUAUAUUACUCAUUACUUGAAAAAAGUAAUCGAAUUAAAGUAACACAUUACUGCCCAUCUCUGUCUAUUAUAGCUCUUAAUUACACACGAUCACAAAUUUUUACCAAUAUAUAUAAAUAUAUAUAUUUGACCUGCUCCUUUUUUUUUUCCAAAGAUUCACAAUUUAAAUGCAUGAAAAAUGAAAAAAAUUCUUCAUCAUUUAUAAUGUUGCACUUUGAUUCAUGAUAAUUUUAUAAAUAAUGUGUUCCUAAAAGUUUGCUUUUCUCUUUUUGAAGUGUGGAAAAAAACAGCAUCUCCAGAAAUAAUUGUUUUUGCUGCAAAGUGUUUCUUUGAUGCUUUUUGUUCUUGCAUGAGGGGAGAGAAAAUCUAAAAUGUAAACAUUGUUUAACAUGAAAUUAUGUAAGUUUAUAUGAAAUGCAAGCUUAGAGCAGAAAAUUGUAAAAGGUUUGAUAUUUGUGCAAUUUUACUUCUCAAAUUUUGAAGAUUUUAGAUGUUUUUCACUAUUAA
Molecule: messenger RNA, 2370 nt
Organism: Oreochromis aureus
Lineage: Eukaryota; Metazoa; Chordata; Actinopteri; Cichliformes; Cichlidae
Exons: 4
Coding region: 203-1060 (285 amino acids)
Source: RefSeq, a predicted model, not a curated record